Paramormyrops kingsleyae is the source of this 3941-nucleotide messenger RNA. Its product is annotated as SLIT and NTRK-like protein 6. The record is from RefSeq and is a predicted model, not a curated record. Gene Ontology annotation, molecular function: protein binding. Lineage: Eukaryota; Metazoa; Chordata; Actinopteri; Osteoglossiformes; Mormyridae. Gene Ontology annotation, biological process: axonogenesis; positive regulation of synapse assembly.
UGAAGGAGGAGCCGAAGCAGCCAGGAUCGUGGAUCCACAUUCGUGCGGAGAGGGGCUGAGUCAGAUGGCGACAAGUCCACUCGGUCACGCCUGCUUUAUACAGCCGCUGGCCAGUUUUGCAGACCUUAAUGUGAAGGAGAUACACCGACGAACAGUUUUAUGUAUUUUAUCAUUUUUCCAUGGGCGCCGUUGGGUUAGCAGAAUUUCUAAACUGCACACGAUAAGGAAACCCAAACUGGACUACAUGGAAAAGAAAUCUGGAUAAUACUUAUAGCAAAAAUGUUCGAGUAUAUUAACGUUUUAAAAUCUUUAGUGGAGUAGAAGAAACGUCUGAAAAAAGAUAGUUCAAACUACAUGUUAUCUGGGUACUUAAUUGCCAAGAGCUAUGGAGAAGAUAUACGCACUGUAAACGUUAAACAUAUUCUGCAUUUUGAGAUGAAUCGUCUUUUAAAAACUUAACAUUUUUGGAUUAUUUAUUGACCUUCCUGUUCGACACACCGGACUUCGAAGAGAAAAUGUUGGCCUGCAUGAUCGUCUUUUACUCCUUUACUAUUUCGGCUACCUCUCAAAGCAUCCAGCCUUCCAAGCCAUCAGCGAAAACUUCAUGUGACAGUCUGUGCACUUGCACAGAAAAAGAUGGUAUCUUAUAUGUAAACUGUGAGCAAAGAAAUAUUACCAGAAUUUCCCAAAUCAAAGUGCCACUAGCCAUUCCAUUCCACCUAAAUCUGCACAAAAAUGACCUAGUGGAACUGCACGCCGAAGACUUAAGUGAUUUCAGGAAUGCAGUCUCCCUUCAUUUUGGAGCUAACAGUAUACAAGAGCUGGAGCCAGGAAUAUUCAAUGGGUUUAGCUCACUUAAGAAGUUGCAUAUCAACAGAAAUUUCUUGGUCAUGUUAAAAGAGGACACUUUUCAAGGCUUGGUCAAUUUGGAGUACCUUCAAGCAGAUACAAAUUUUAUUCAAGUUAUUGAACCUGGGACGUUUAGCAAGCUUGUUCGGCUAAAAGUUCUCAUACUGAAUGACAAUUCAAUUGAGUUUAUGCCCAGUAACAUUUUUCGAUUUGUGCCCUUGACCCAUGUAGAUCUGCGUGGAAACCAGCUGCAGUCUCUGCCUUAUGUGGGCUUUCUUGAGCACAUUGGCCGCAUUAUGGAGUUGCUGCUGGAUGACAAUGACUGGGUAUGCGAUUGCGAGAUAAUGCCUCUAAAAAUCUGGAUGGAGGAUAUGCGCACAUUGUCUGCCAUCAGUGAGGUGGUUUGCGUUGCCCCCCCACAUCUAAAGGGCAGCCUUUUGGGCAAGGUGAAGAAGGAUGUGCUGUGUCCCUCUCAUGCUGACCUGGAGGAACCUUCCAAGCCAUCAGACAUGGAGGUGACAGCCACCCCAAAAGUCCUGCAAAAUCCAAAACCAUGGGAUCAUGGGAAGAUUCCAACACCAGCACUUGUACCGGAGAAGUUCUGUAUUGAACAUUGUUCUUGCCAUAGUAUUCCAAUGGCAGGUUUCUUAGUCCACUGUCAGGAUCGAGGUAUCCAAAGGAUUUCCGAUCUUGGAUUACCAUUACAGAGCCCAACAAAGCUUGUACUGACAGGAAACAUGAUUCAAACGCUACUAAAAUAUGACUUUGUGGCAUAUGAAAGUUUAGAAUUACUGAAUUUGGCAAACAACCAUAUUUAUUAUAUAGAUAAUGAAGCUUUUCUCAGUUUAGGCCAUCUCAAAAAGUUGUAUCUGAAUGGCAACAGACUUGAUCAGUUAUCAUCAAGCAUGUUUGUUGGACUCCAUAACCUUGAAUAUUUGUACUUGGAAUAUAAUGUAAUUAAAAACAUUCUCCCUGGGACCUUUAAUACUGUGCCAAAUCUCAAACUUUUGUCAUUAAACAACAAUCUCCUGCAAACACUUCCAUCACAGAUAUUUCAAAAUGUGCCACUUUCCAAAUUGAAUUUGAGGAAAAACCUCUUCAUGCACAUUCCUGUUAAUGAUGUGUUGGAUCAGCUUGAUUCUCUGGAGCAGAUUUAUUUGGAAGAAAACCCAUGGGACUGUACUUGUGACUUGAUUGGCUUUAAACAAUGGGUUGAGAAGCUUGGGAAAGAUACAAUAGUGGGUGCUAUUUUAUGUCACUCCCCAAGGAAGACAGCCAAGAUGGAACUGAGGACUCUGAGACAUGACGCCAUAUGCCCCAGCCUAGUGACAUACAGCUUUGUGCCAACAGAGGAGGAUAAUGGAGAUGUGACAACCACUUCUACAACAACAAACACCAUGAGGGACUUCUUUCAUUCUUUCAGAGACACCAUCCCACUUUCAGUGUUAAUUCUUAGCUUAUUGAUCCUUUUUCUCAUUAUUGUUUUUUGUGCUGCUGGAAUUGUUGUCUUGGUCUUGCACCGUCGACGUAAGUUAAUGAAGGAACAAGUCGAGGACCAGCCUAGAGACAAUAGUCCUAUACAUCUGCAAUACAGGAUGUUUGGCCAGAAAACCACUCAUCAUGUAGCAUCAAGGCCGAGAAUGGACAUGUAUGAUGAGACGACACACAGCCCCAUAAUUAAGGUGUGCAGGAAUCCCACCUAUUGUACUCGUCAGAAAGAGCAAGAACUGGUUGAGCAUGAUAUGGUGGAGCCAAAGCAUAUUUGUAGGGUUCUACUGGAAAAGGAGAAUGAGUCACCCCUGACAGGAUCACAUAUGAAAUUCAGAGCUGUGGCAGAGUACCCAUCAGACUUUGUUACCCUCGGUGACACAAACUGCUUGUACCGGAACAUUAUUGAGUGUGAAAGGGAGCUCCAGCAACUUGGAAUCACAAAGUGCCUCAGGAAGAACAUCUCCCAGCUACAGCCUACAUUGGAUGUUCCUGGUCAGGGAAGACAUGAGGAACUGAAAUUAAUGGAGACAAUCAUGUACACAAGACCAAGAAAAGUCAUGGUUGAACAAACAAAGAAUGAAUAUUUUGAACUGAAAACUAAUUUACAGACAGAGCCUGACUACCUUGAGGUCCUGGAACAUCAGACAACAUUUAACUGAAAAAAUAUAUUUCCAGGUUUUUGUUUUUUUUUUACUAUAUACAUAAAGUGCCUUUGGAAACUGGUUUCUUUAAAAUGUACUUUCCAUAUUCUUGUGAAAUCCAAAGCAAAAAUAUUAUAUUUGAACUCGAUGUCAGCAGGUGAUCGUUGAUAAAAAGGGGGUUGAACGCUAAUAAAAAAAAGUCCACACACCUGCAGAAAGGUAGUUUCAUGAGAGAAAUGCUUUGUAUUCUGGCAAACCCACAAGCUGUCUUUCUUGGUCAUUGGUAUUAUCCCACUGAAUUUCAGAAAUAGUUGUGAUACAAACAAAUAAAUAUAAGCCAAGUCACAUGGAGGAUACAAUUGAAUACCAGAUAACAUGCCAUUUUUAGAUUUACAAUGCAAAUAUGAGCAAGUAAUCAUAUAUUGUGAAUUUGCAUUUUAAACUAAGAAUUAAAAAUUAAUUACAAAAAUUGGUAAAAUGAAUCUUUACUGAAUUUCUCAGUAUCUGAAUGUCUAGGGUCAGAAAAAGCACUUACUGUGAAUAUGAAUAUGUAAUGUGUGUGUAUGUGUAUAUAUAGUGGUAAUAUUUACUGUAAUAUGUUUUAAUGAUAAGAAUUGCACUACCCAGAAUACCAUUUUAAAAGAUGGGCAUGACAAUCCUUAAUACUGCUGAAUAAUAUUUGGUAAGACAUACUUAAGGUCAUGUUUUAGUAAUUUAUAAAUGCAUUCAUAAAUAAUAAUGCAUUCAUAAAAGAUUAUAAACUUGGCUAUACAUAUUUAUCAAAAGGCAUAACACAUUAUAGGAAUGUGUAUAAUCUGUUAUUAAUACUUUAUGAAAUUCCCAUCUAUAAUGCAUUAUAGAUGCUUUUAGAAAACAUUAUAAUGGUCGGUAUAAGCAUUAUAGAUGCUUUGUACUGCAUCUGUUUAUGGCAUCUUUAAUGUAUUAUAAAUGAGAGCUUCA